CCAACAAAAAGCUGCAAUCUUCAAAAAGUUUUUGUUUGUAAUUUCUACAGUUUCUUGGAUUCUGAUCUUUUCGAUUCAAUGAUAAAUAAAUCCAAUGGCUUCGUCCGCCGGAUUCUGAACUUUCCGGCGAUUCGUCCUUGCGACUCCGUCGCUGUCUCCACUCUCCUUGCUUCUCUGAUCGAUUUAGGUCGCAGAAUCCGAGGCUUCAAAUCGAGAUUCUUUUUCACGAACAAGACGAACGCGAGAAAUUCGAUCCGUUUGAUCGAAGCCCUUGUUGUCGUUCUGGAGGAGGUGCGAAUUGGGGAUUUAGGGUUUGAAGCAUCCCUGUCUCUCUGCUUGUCCGAGCUUCAUUUCAUCUUGCAGAAGAUUGAAUUUCUUCUGGAAGAUUGCUCGCGAGACGACGCCCGGCUAUGGAUGCUGCUGAAAUCGGAAAAAGUCUCCACACAAUUCCGCGUGCUGAUGAGAGCUGUCGCAGUCGCUUUGGAGGUUGUACCUUUGGCUGGGCUCGACAUUGGAGACGAAGCUGCAGAUUUGGUGGAGUUCGUGAGGAAUCAGGCUCUGAAAUUGGAAUUCCAAGUGGAGGAAGACGACAGAAGAGCCAUGGUUAGGGUUCUUGAGAUUGUGAAUCAAUUUGAAGGUGGAAUUGCUCCAGAAUCGAAUGAUAUAACAGGCGUUUUGAAUCAUUUGGGGAUUAGAAGGUGGAGUGAGUGCAAUAAAGAAGUGAAGUUCUUGGAAGGUGAAAUAGGGCAAGAAUGUUCCUCCAUUCCUGAGGGAAGGGAGUUUGGAUUUCUUAACAAUCUGUUGACAUUCAUGAUCUACUGCAGAUGCACUCUCUUUGGAGAUGUCGAUACUUCAAGCACCAGAGAUUUACAUCAAUCUGGAAGAGGAUCUGGAAAUUAUAAUGAGACAUUUACUAGUUUGGAUACUGAUGAUUUCAGGUGUCCUAUAACUCUGGAAGUCAUGGCUGAUCCUGUAACAAUUUCGACAGGCCACACUUACGACAGGGCUUCGAUCUUACAAUGGUUCGGGUCAGGCAACCACACCUGUCCCAAAACAGGGGAGAGGCUAAUGUGCAUCGACCUGGUUCCAAACCAUUCAUUGAAGCAGAUAAUCACUCGAUUCCAGAUUGAAAAUGGAGUCCUCCUCCAAGAUUCCGAAUCUGGCGCGCAGAAGCAUGGUUGCGCUUCAAUAAAAAUGCCGACUGGUUUGGGCAGUGUGGCGGCCGAGCAGGCCAUGGAGUUGCUGGCGGCAUUUCUUGUCCAAAGGCUUGUGGUUGGAACAAUUGAAGAGCAGAAAAAGGCGUCAUAUGAGAUUCGGCUUCUGACCAAAACAAGCAUUUUUAACAGGUCUUGUAUGGCAGAAGCCGGCGCAGUUCCACCACUCCUGAAUCUGGUUUGUUCAGACAAUCCGGAAGCACAGGACAACGCAAUGGCGGCAUUGCUGAAUCUCUCAAAGAACCAUAAAUGCAAGGCUACAAUUGUUCAAAAUCGAGGUUUGGAACUAAUUGUCGAUGUCUUAACCUCCGGGCUAAAGGCCGAUGCCCGCCAGCAUGCUGCCGGCGCAUUGUUCUACCUUACUUCAACACGCGAGUAUCAGAGAACAGUCGGGAGAAUCCCGGGCGCCAUUCCCGGGCUUAUGAAGCUAAUCCAGGACAGCCCCGAAUGUGGUAAGAAAAAUGCAUUGGUCACUACUUUGAGUCUCCUCAUGUGCCCUGAGAACCAGUGGAGGAUGUUAUCAGCUGGAUUAGUUCCUUCAGUCCUCACAAUCUUGACAACAUCCGAAAGGGAAAAUCUUACAGCACAUUCCCUGGCAAUAUUAGCGACACUAGGCGAAAACCUCGAUGGAGCAAUGGCCAUUGUCAGCGCAGGAGCUUUGCCCUUAAUAGUCGACAUUCUGAGCUCUUCUACCUCAACAGCUGCAAGAGAAUUCAGUGUAUCAUUGCUGCUGGCUCUGUGCAUCAACGACGGCGCAGAUGUGGUUCCCAUUUUAGUAAAGAGCCCAUCUGUAAUGGCGUCUCUGUAUUCUUUGAUCACAAGCGGCACGGUUAGAUCGACCAAGAAAGCCAGUUCCCUCAUUAGGAUUCUGCACGCCUUCAACGAAAAGGGAUCGUCCAGAUCGACGGCUUCGACUCAGGAGCAGUUCGUGCACGUGUGGUAAUCGAACAUUUUUUAACUGUUGCCACACUUUUGCAAGGAUCUACAGCCAUGGAUGCUUUUGCUUCAUUCUUUAUAUAACUAUGUUAGUAUUGAGAAUGGUGAUAGGCUCAACUUGUUUUUUGCUUGUGAGCCUGUCUCUAAGGUUGCUUCUCUGUUUUUUUUGAUGAGGCAGCCAUGUACAUUACAGGUCAUGUAUUUAAGUGAUUCUUUUCAAGCUGUAAUAUAUAGUUCAUAUACAAAUA
Molecule: messenger RNA, 2398 nt
Organism: Andrographis paniculata
Lineage: Eukaryota; Viridiplantae; Streptophyta; Magnoliopsida; Lamiales; Acanthaceae
Product: U-box domain-containing protein 19-like
Exons: 1
Coding region: 79-2157 (692 amino acids)
Biological process (GO): protein ubiquitination
Cellular component (GO): nucleus; cytoplasm
Molecular function (GO): protein binding; ubiquitin-protein transferase activity
Source: RefSeq, a predicted model, not a curated record